AUGCGCCUUCUCGACUCGGCAACUUUGGAGAUCAAAGAGUUCUUCAGCGAUGACACUCCAGCAUACGCAAUUCUCUCGCACAGGUGGCUAGAUGGUGAGGUGUCCCUGAAAGACAUGCAGGAUGGCACAGCCACCAGCAAGGCAGGCUACCAUAAAAUCAAGCGAUGCUGCGACCAGGCCCUCAAAGAUGGGCUCGGGUUCGCGUGGGUCGAUACCUGCUGCAUCGAUAAGACCAGUAGUGCGGAGCUGUCCGAGUCUAUCAAUUCAAUGUAUCGGUGGUAUCAAAAUGCAGCAGUAUGCUACGCGUACUUGGCUGAUGUCGAGACGACUGAUCCGUCGGAGGAUGCGAGCUUCGGAGAGAGCGUGUGGUUCACCCGAGGGUGGACACUGCAGGAGCUCAUUGCGCCUGCGACCGUCGAGUUCUUCAAUUGCGCCUGGCAGAAAAUCGGGACAAAAGAAAGCCUCAAGGAUAUCAUCUCGAGCAUAACCAAUAUUGAUACGACCAUGCUUGAAGGUGCGGAUCCCGAUGACUUCAGCAUAGCGAAGAGGAUGUCUUGGGCGGCGAAGCGGACAACAACGAGAUCGGAAGACAGGGCUUAUAGCCUCCUAGGGUUCUUCAAAGUCAACAUGCCCAUGUUGUAUGGUGAAGGCGAACGGGCAUUUAUCCGGCUUCAAGAAGAGAUUAUGAAGAUCUCGGAUGACCAGUCUCUCUUUGCCUGGAAGAGCACCAGCAGCAAUUAUCGCGGGUUGCUAGCGAAAUCUCCCAUGGAUUUUAUCGACUGCUUCAACAUAAUCCCAUCCAGGGUCAAAUGGAAUCGAAUUCCAUACUCCCUCACAACUAAGGGGUUGUCGAUAGAGCUACCCAUGGUAGCCUGGGCCAUGGAGACAUAUCUUGCUGCGCUUGAUUGUGAGCUGGAAAACAUUCCCAACAGUCGCAUCGGAAUCUACUUGCAACUUCUUCCAGAAAGAGAUCAGUAUGUCAGAGUGCUACUAGAAGGAAAGGACACUCGGACCUUUGAGGCAAGAUUGGCAUCGAAAGCCCAAUUCAAGCAAAUCUACAUUCGACAAAGAGAUUAUAGGGAGCGUCCGAUGAAUCGUUUGUACGGGUUCUGGAUUCGAACGCUGCCUACAAAAAUUACCACCGCUCCGCCAAGGGGAAACGACAGGGUCUCGGAGGUCAACUCAUUGAAUAAGUGGUCUGACGAGGACCGAGUUCUCGAAAUACCAACAGGAUCAAGUGGCACUGCUGGAUCAAUAUGGUUGAGUUCGGAAUCUGGAUCUCGGGCACUGAAACUAGGAUUUGAUCCAGAUUUCAACCCUGUUUGUCAGUUUGGAGGCCAUUUGUUCAGUCCUGUCAAACCCCCCAUUGAACCACAAUCUGUUGCUGCCCAGAUGGACCCUUCAUGGAUGACACUUCCACGAAGUCAGUAUCUCCAUCGUGGUGAUAGACUGUCGGGAUACUGCAAAGACGAGUAUUCCUACCGAAUAUCGAUAACCAAUGAGAUGAUUGGCAAUCGGAGAUUAUGGGUUCUGGAUAUUCUGACUCUUGAUCACGCUCUGAGACACGAUGCUGUAUGUGAUGGCUGUGGUCUCGACAUCUAUGGAACCCGAUUCAAAUGUCUGGUCUGUUCUGAUUUCGACUACUGCUCUAAAUGCACCCUGAGAGCAGAUGUGACCCACGGUUCUCAUGAUUUUCAGUCAAUUGAGCAUCCUAGAGAAGCUCCCUCUGGCGGGGAGGCUUCUGGUUUUGGACAUAAAAAUUCGCAGCGAACUCGAAGUUUUUAA
Fusarium vanettenii 77-13-4 is the source of this 1785-nucleotide messenger RNA. RefSeq lists its product as uncharacterized. The record is from RefSeq and is a predicted model, not a curated record. The transcript is spliced from 2 exons. Gene Ontology annotation, molecular function: zinc ion binding. NCBI's taxonomy places the organism in Eukaryota, Fungi, Ascomycota, Sordariomycetes, Hypocreales, Nectriaceae. The coding region runs from base 1 to 1785 and encodes 594 amino acids.